UUUCGUUCGAACUUAUGCAGCUUUCGGAUGAUAUUGUAACAAUUGAUUACAGCGAACUUUCGCGCCAAGUGAAAUGAACUUUAAUAAAAACGUGAAUUAUUAUCAAUAAAUCACUCAAGAAAACAACAAGGAUCGAUUAAAUUCUCUAUUAUGUAUUCAGUAUCUCCUUCGUAAGAUGUACGUUGACAACUUGGUGACUGAAUUUUACAACGUUAUUCUCAAACAAAAAGUCUUAAUAUUCGUCAAUUACGAUAUCGAUGCGAUCUGCGCAGCUAAAAUACUGCAAGCGAUAUUCCGCUACGAUUCCAUUGUUUAUACGCUGAUACCAGUUAGCACUAUUUCGGAUCUGAUAGUCGCCUAUAAUGAACAUAAGCAAGAUGUUAAAUACGUAGUGUUGAUCAAUUGUGGCGGUACGAUAGAUAUCGUUGAAAUUCUCGAACCCGAAGAACACGUAAUAUUUUUCGUAGCCGAUAGCCACAGACCUACGGAUGUUUGUAAUGUGUACAGUAGUUCGCAGAUUCGAAUGCUUUGUAAAGCUGGUACCGACGAAGAAGUGCCUAAUUUCGAAGAUAUCUUCAAAGAUGACGACGAUGACGAAGAUGAAGAAAACGAAAUUGAUGAUUCCGAUGACGAUGGCAACGUCGAAAGUCAAGCUUCGAAACGUGCCAGAUUAGACGAACAAACGUUGAUGAGAAGACGCGAGAAACGAUUAUGGGAAGAGAACAGAAAAAGGAUAUUAUUCGAAUACGUUCAGUUCUCCUAUUACAGUCGUUCUAGUUCGAUUUUAAUGUACGAGUUAUCGUGGCAGAUUCAUAGAGAUAAUAUAGAUUUAUUAUGGUGGGGUAUUGUAGGCGUUGUCGAACAAUUCAUCUUAGGCAAAGUAGAAAUUCUUCAAUAUUUGAACGAAAUCGAAAGAAUAUCAGCUCAUGUUGGCCGACUGUGUCCUCACGUUCAAGAUCACGGUUCUGAUAUCGCAUCUCAAUCUCAAAGUUCCAAUGCUGGUUCUACCGCUAGUCGGACAUCGUUAAGGAUAGAUUGCGAAAAAGAUUUGCAGCUGGCUCUGUAUAGGCAUUGGACGAUCGAAUCUAGUCUACGUUACACUAUGUUGACUGCAGUUGCUCUGAAAUUAUGGGCUAUCAAAGGAGAGAAACGAUUACAGCAGCUUCUUGCCGAAAUGGAGUUACCAUUGGCCGAAAGUAGGCAACAAUACUCAGCGAUGGAUUUGCAUUUAAGAAAAGAAUUCCAUUCGAUGAUGGAGAAAAUCUCAGUUGCUCGUAACCUGGAACAUGUUACUUAUCCGUCCUUUACUCUUAUACAAGGUUUUAGAACCAAAUACCAAGCUGCCGAUUAUGUUUAUUCAAUGCUCGCUUUAUUAUCGAAUACUAGUCGAAGUAAAACCACUUCCGAAUGUUUUUACGAAGCUAUGGAUUGUCUAUCUCGGUCGAAAAAAGAUCUCUUGGACGAAGGAAUAGAAAAAUCUAAAAAAUUCCUCGGCUAUAUGUUUCGUCACGUUCAAAACUCUCUCGACAUGAGACAAAUAAUCAGCGCCGGACCUUUCCUUUAUUACGUUAUUCAAGAAGGCACACUGAACGCUAAAUAUUAUUCGAAUCCAGAUUGUUUGUGGGUCUUGGCGAAUUUCGUAUUGAAAGCUUACGUGGCGUCUUCGCGAAAAAGCAAAACUGCUCGGUUACCUUUGAUAGCAUCAGCUCCGCUGGAAGAAGGGUAUUGUUUAAUUGUUGGUGUUCCUCCGGUCGCUGAAACAGCGCCGAGAAGUUUAUUUGGCAAAGCUUUCGAGCAAGUUGCGGAGAAAACCGGAUGUUCUGUAGCUUUAGAUUAUUUUGAUUCCACUGUGAUGAAAAUACAAACAGUAGACCGACCAAAAAUAUUCGACGCACUGACCGUAUUGUUAAGUUGAUGUUUUUAGCAUUGAUUUUUAGACUAAAAUGUACUUACGUGAAAUUUUGAAUUUUUUUGUUUUGUUCUUUUCAAAGACUUCGUGUUGUAUGUAUUAUUUCUUAUUUCUACGCCUACUCUGAAAAGACUUCAUUUCGAGUUGUGUUGAUUUUCAAAAUCGACUCGAUUCUGUGUUCUUCGUUGAUAACUUGUAAAUUUUCUCGUUCAAUUAUGAUUGUAUCUUUGUAAUUUAUUUUUCUGUACUGAUGAAUUUGAAAUUAGCAAUUUUUUGUAAUGUAUUAUUUUAUUGGAUGUAUAAAAAAUAUUUACUUGUAA
Planococcus citri (citrus mealybug) is the source of this 2229-nucleotide messenger RNA. It is a transcript of the gene Cdc45, whose product is annotated as cell division cycle protein 45. The transcript has 13 exons. Lineage: Eukaryota; Metazoa; Arthropoda; Insecta; Hemiptera; Pseudococcidae. Gene Ontology annotation, cellular component: DNA replication preinitiation complex. The coding region runs from base 176 to 1915 and encodes 579 amino acids. Gene Ontology annotation, biological process: double-strand break repair via break-induced replication; DNA replication initiation; mitotic DNA replication preinitiation complex assembly. The record is from RefSeq and is a predicted model, not a curated record. Gene Ontology annotation, molecular function: chromatin binding; DNA replication origin binding; single-stranded DNA binding.